AUGGCCAUUUGGCCGGGCAAUAAGAACAAGCGGCAUACCAUUCAAGUCAGUCCUGAUGAAGCUGCUGCUCUACAAACUUCCCUCGAACCUACACCCGAACCGACGUUGGGCCGCAAGCCUUCCCGCCGAGCUUCCAAACGUCAACAAAACAGCCGUUUAUCACGAAACGGGGAUGCGACAGACAGUACAGGUCCCGCUCGAUCUUCAUCUCAGCGACAGAGACCCAUGUCCUUGAUCGACCAUCGAUCCUCGCAAAUGUCUUCGGACCGCGCCGACGAUGGUCCUCCUCGACCUCUAUCAAGAACCGAAUCCUUAAUGAGGUCAAAGAAUCAAAAUGGACCCAACAAAUUGCGCCGCAGACUCAGCAAGCGCAAAGCGCACGAGAUCAUGCGUGAACGUGAGAUCCGCAUGCUUUGCUCGACGCCGAUCGACAUUCCGCGUCCGACAGGUCACCCGGACUACAAUAUGAUGGAUCACCGGCGCCGCAAGCCGAACGGCCGACGCAUCGAACGAUAUCAGUCGGACGUCAGUCUGUCCUUUCGAGAUUCGGCAGCCUCAUCCUUCUCAGAUUUGACCGACCCUUACACCUUCAAAGUGAAUGCCUUUGCUGCUUUGACUCCGCGACCCGUGGUUCGCUACGUUGAAGCCCCUCGGGCUCCCACGGCUCGAAGUAACCAACCUGUCUCGGGACGAUCAGAUAAGGACCGCCUACACGCCCUACCUACAUCGGAGGAGGAUCUCUAUCAUUCGAAACGACGCAUGAACGAACUAGCCGAUUCUUUAGAUGCAAGUACACUACGCGAGUUGAUGGAACGGGAUCGUCGUCGUCGAGAAAAGAAGCAGAUUGAGGACCAGGAAAAGCUCAGGCGGAAGUUGCAGGCAAGAGCCGAUGCACAGCAAGCUGAGGAGGAGCGGGCAGCGCAAGAGGCUGUAGCAGCAGCUCGUGAGAGUGCCGCGGCAGAAGCAGCAGCAGUAGAACAUGAAGAACUGGAGCCUACAGUCGAGGACAACAUGGAGGAUGUGAUCAUGGAGGAGGAAGAGCGAGAAGAACAAGAAGAACAAGAAGAACCAAAGGAAAGUGACGCCCUAGGUACUGAGUCUCUAGAUGAAAGUGCCCGAGUCGUUGGCAACAUCGAUGAUUCCUCCAUUCGUGAUUCCAUUCGUGAUGUACCCAAAUUAGCCACCCGUCCGAGCUUCGCACCUUCGCAUGACAUGGGCAUGUCCCGUACUACUCUGUCACCAUCUCACUCAUCCGUCCGACAUGGAUUCAACAGUCCCAGUCACUCCCAAACAUUUGGUAUGGGCUCAAACUCUGACCUUUCCGAGCGUCGCCUGUCUGACGCCAGUGGCCGUCGUGGAAAUGCCAUCUCAUCCUUGUUCCGUCGUGGCUCUUCUCGCCUCAAGCGUCGCUACCGUGAAAGAUUCCAAGAGUCGAGUCCGGAAGUUUCCAACGCCUCGCACGAGUCUUUCUACCGAAUUCAAACCCAGUCUUCACCCCCGCCAACAUCUUCGAUCAUUUCCCCACGAACAUUCCUUCCCACCGGCACCGUGAUGCGGUCGCAAUCAAAAUUCACCGAACAUUUUGGAGAUGAGCCCAUGUCUCCGCCUGACUCUCGCUUACAGUCCCCCGACAUUCCAGAAGAAGUGACCGAGUCUUCUCUCGAAAACAAUGAGGGAACUUUCCUGCGUGGCCCGACUCCAAGUGCGAGUGUGGACAUUAUCAACCCUCGUCGAAGACAUCAUCAAUCCUGGGCCGAAAGUGUAGAUGCUGACUCUGAAAACGUGCCUCUUUCGCAAUCUCUUGCAUCCAUUGAUUCCGAAGGGUCUUGGAUGUCGGGCCAGUUUUUCCGUCGAAUGAACCAGCCACCAGGCAGCCCCGUUCGUCCUAAUAUCAGUUCCAUUGGACCUCCAAAUUUGGAUGGUGCGGCUGACAUCGAUGAACGAAUUUCGAUUGAUUCUCGUGGUGCUAGCAGCAAUGUGAUGAGGGAGCCGGAGUUGGAUAACGAUCUUACUACCUCUGAUGCUGGAAAGCCAGCAGAGAUGUGGCAUAGCGAAGUUGGCCGCCGCCCUGUCGUUGUGAACCCCAUUUCCCGCCCCAAGUCAACUCAGGGUGCUCUCCGAUGUAUUCCCUCCUUGUCGCCCAUCUCAGCAGAGGAGGAUUACAGCCCUGUCAGCCCUCUGGAGGAGGAAGGAGAAAGUAACUUUCCUCACCGGAUUGCUAGUGUUCACGGUGAAAUCGACCACGUUUGA
Messenger RNA from Penicillium malachiteum, 2250 nucleotides. RefSeq lists its product as uncharacterized. Bases 1 to 2250 code for a protein of 749 amino acids. Lineage: Eukaryota; Fungi; Ascomycota; Eurotiomycetes; Eurotiales; Aspergillaceae. The transcript has a single exon. The record is from RefSeq and is a predicted model, not a curated record.